Messenger RNA from Camelina sativa (false flax), 1556 nucleotides. Lineage: Eukaryota; Viridiplantae; Streptophyta; Magnoliopsida; Brassicales; Brassicaceae. The record is from RefSeq and is a predicted model, not a curated record.
UCAGAAGAAUCUAAAAAGUUAAUAAUUCUCUAAAAAGAUAUCUUAACCAUUGGUCAGCUCUGAAAUAAUUGCAAGCAGUCUGCAACAUUCUGCGAUCUGAUCUCUAAGGUUUGUGAUCAACAAGUCUGAAACCAUCCAUCCAUGAUCAAGAGGUGGCAGAUGAAGAACCAUCUAUGGAGUUUGUUUGGGAUCAUUCUCUUAAACAUCUCUGUGAAUGGUAUGAUGAUGGAGUUUGAUGAAAUGGAGUGGUUCACAGAGUUCAAUGGAACAAAGAUGUUUCAGACUGAAAGUAACGUUUACUCUGAAGCUAAGUUUCCUAUGGUUGGACUCACUCUGAUUCAAUCCGCUGCUUCUAAAGGAGCUGUGUGUCUCGAUGGAAGUCUCCCCGGAUAUCACUUGCAUCGAGGGUUUGGUUCAGGAGCAAACAACUGGCUCGUUCAAUUGGAGGGAGGUGGAUGGUGUGAUACCGUUAGAAAUUGUGUAUACCGUAAGACCAGUCGCCGUGGAUCAUCUUCGUACAUGGAGAAGCAGAUACCUUUCACUGGCAUUUUAAGUGAUAGAGCAGCUGAAAAUCCAGAUUUUUAUAACUGGAACAGAGUAAAAGUUCGGUACUGUGACGGUGGAUCGUUUAGUGGUGAUAGCGAAGAUAAGGCUGCAAAACUUCAGUUUAGAGGAAAGAGAAUUUGGUUAGCUGCUAUGGAAGAGUUGAUGGGGAAAGGAAUGCGUCAAGCCAAGCAGGCUUUGCUCUCUGGAUGUUCUGCUGGAGGUCUUGCCGCGAUUUUCCGAUGUGAUGAUUUUGGGAAAUUGUUUCCUCCUUCCACUAGAGUGAAAUGUCUGAGUGAUGCUGGUUUCUUCCUUGACGCCAUCGAUGUAUCUGGAGGCCGAGCUCUGAGGCGUUUAUAUGCCGGUGUGGUAAAAUUACAGAAUCUUCAAACCAUGCUUCCUCGGGACUGUGUAGACCGUCUUAAUCCAACUUCGUGCUUUUUCCCACAAAACCUAAUCAACCAAGUUAAGACUCCAUUGUUUAUUCUUAAUGCUGCAUAUGAUUCGUGGCAGAUUCAAGAGAGUUUAGCUCCUAAAUCUGUAGAUCCAAAAGGAAGUUGGAAUGACUGCAGACUUAACUACGCCAAGUGCAGUCCAUCUCAGAUUCAGUUCUUGCAAGGAUUUAGGACGCGUAUGGUGAAUUUAGUAAAAGGUUUCGCGAUGCCAAGAAAGAACGGUGUGUUCCUUAACUCGUGCUUUGCUCAUUGCCAAACAGAGAGGCAUGACACAUGGUAUGCUAAAAACUCUCCUGCCGUUAAGAACAAGGGUAUAGCAGUAGCUGUGGGAGAUUGGUAUUUCGAAAGAGGAGGAGCAAAGCUCAUAGACUGUGCUUAUCCUUGUGAUAAGACUUGUCACAAUUUGGUCUUUAGAGAAUAAAUUUAGUUUUUUUCCUUUGGUAUAAAAAUGCUAUUUUUUUUUUCCUUAAAAAAAAAAGCAUUCAUUUAUUCAGGCAAACAAUGAAAUAAAAAUAAAAACCCAUUUGAUCACUUUUUCUCCUCUUACAUUUCUCUUAA